GAAAAUCCACUUUAAUUCCACUAAAGAUUUCUUAAUUCCCUCUUGGAUUUUUCAUCCUUCUUCUUGUGCUGAAAAAUGAUUUAAUAAAUUCCUUCGCACAGAGUUCUUGCAAAAGUGGCCCCGAGUGUUGUGCGCGACUUUUUAUUUUAAUCCCAUCUACCAGUGUGUGAAGAUUUUGUAACAACAUCAAACUCCCCCGAUGUUCUGCGAGCUGCGACAAAUUGGUCGGCACGAAAUGUUGGAGCAUUUUCUCGCAGGAUGCAUUUUAGUUUCCCUCCUGUCCUCUUCAGGGGCUCUCUCAAUUAACACGGACAAUGAGGUUGAACUUGUGAGGACAAAUUUGGACUGCAUGGUAGGAAAUGCAACAUUUCUUCAUGGGGAAAUCUUUAAGGUGAACUGCAAGACUCAAUGUGUGUGCCAGAAUGGACGACACGCUUGCUCCUCAUUGUGCCCCCAUGAGAAUCUCACGCCACCAGGGAGUACGUUGGAAUGUCGCUCACCGAGACUUGUUGAAGUUCCCGGGUAUUGCUGCAAAAUUUGGCUCUGUGAACUUCCUCAUACUGAUGUGAACGUUACCUGUGGGAAUUCAUCUACAACCGCUUGGACAGAGUGCUCGGAGGAAUGUGGCGUGGGUAUUUCAACGAGGCACGUUGAAACAACGAUGGGAUGUCAGGAUCUCAAUGAUAUACGUCUCUGUGAGAAUAGAAAAUGCGUGAAGAAUAAUGAGGAGGAAUUGCAUUCAAUGAAGACAUUCCCCCUCAAUCCAUACAAAGUUCGGAAAGGCCAUGGAGGAUGCAGGAAGAUGCAGAAAAUGGGACCGUCUAGAAUUCGGUUGGGGCCUUGUGUUUCGCGACGAUUGUAUCGCCCAAAGAUUUGUGGCCUCUGCCAGAAUUCCAAAAUGAACUGUGUGCCUUCGUUAUCUACAACUAUACAAGUAGAAUUUUUAUGUCCACUCAAUUCGGGAGAUCCAAUCAGUUUCAUUGAGGCUGGAUAUGAUCUAUGGGACAAUAGUUGGCUGGAUCCCAUUGAUCAGGAACUCCUCCAUUCCCGGAAUAUUCAGAUGGAGAACAAAUUUAUUGCCGUUCAGUGGAUUCUCAAGUGUUCUUGCGGAUCAACGUUCUCAAUGCUGAAGAAUAUGAUUUACAGUGAAUAUGAAAAUAUGUAAUUUUUUGUGGACACACAAGGUGCUUGAUGACGAUCACGAAACAUAUCUAAAAAAAAACAAGAGAAACAAAAAAAAUAUUUAGAAUACAAAAUCAGUAGAAUAGUGGUGACUCUCUACCACGAAAGAAAAUGUCUAAAUUUGACCAAAAAAAAUAUUCCUUUUUGGCAUAAUUCGAAUGAUUUUAUUUAAAUAUGUGAUAUAUUUAUUUAGCUUACACGAAAAAAAAAGAAAAUCCUUUCUCUUUUAGGCUUAAGCAUAUAUUGAUUGCACAACAUAUACCCACUAGUAGGAUUAUAAGGGGAAUUUUUGCAUUUAGCAGAAAGAAAAAAAUACAACAAAAUGAAACCAAAACUGCAUGAGAGAAUAUUAAAAAAAAUGGUUUCAAAUUCUACCAAAAAAAAAAUGAACAAAACUUUACACGGGGGGAGGGUUUUCUUUUGUGCCUCACGAAAUGCUUUGACCACGCUGCACUAAAUUUCAGUGGCAUGAUUUAUUUUUAACUUCCUCCACAGUUUGAAUACUUAAUUGUUUCAGCGACAUUAUACUUUGCAAAUUUUAUCGCUGCACGAUGGAGGUUGUUUGGGAAGUUUUGGGAAAGAUUUUUGAUUUUUGAAGCACAAAAAUUAAAGCUAAAGAAACUUCUAAACAAUCUCCAAUACCUCAUUUAUUUAAUAGGCUUUGAGCUUUUCUUUCCUCUUGAAUUCUGCGGUGGUUAAGCUUUAAAUUUUCCUUCUAAUAAAUUAUUAUUCUUAUUAAAGUAUUCAUGACGUCAAGGACAAAUCACUGCAACGACGUAACACUUAAAAGUGAUUAUUUUUGAACACGAUAGUUAAUGUUUGAAAGCAAUAUUAAGAUGACACAAAAUGAUGAAUUAAGUGGUUUGAAUUUUCUUUUGUUCAAAAUAUUUUGGGCACAAAGUUAAUUAAGUAAAAAAACAAGGAAAGGGAGAAAAUUGUAUAAGAGGAAUGAUACGUAUAUACACACACGGUGUCUCACAUAUCUUUAUAAAGAAAAUUAAAAGAGAAAAAAAACACAUUUUACACGUCCUAUUUGUGAGAUAAGAACAAGAGUGGAUUAUAAAUGGCUAAUAUGGGAAAAAUGAUAAGAUUGUGUAUAAAUUAUAUUCAUAAAUAUAGUUAACAAGCUGUAUGCAAAGUACACCAAAUGACACGAUAAAAUUCACCACAUUUCACUGCAAGAGAUGGGAGCAUCCGUGCAUUGAUUCAUAUUAAUUUAUUUUUGUUAAUUUAUUGACGAAAAAUAGCAUUGCUUAUGCAGGAUUGUAGUAGAGAAUUGAAUAUUUCGUCGUCUUCAAGAUAGAUGGCGUUGUAUAUUUUAUGCCGACAAUUUAGUCAAAAGAUUCUGUGUUGUUCUUUCUUUUUUAUCCACGUUAUCAGGAAGGGAAAUCAUUAGUUUAAUCAUUUGUGAUUUAGUUAUUUUAAAGAUUCACUUGUCUGACAGACUUAAGAAGACUUUGUUAGGAAAAAAAUAAGAAAAUCAAGCAAAAUAAUGAAGAAUUUCAUUGAAAAAUGUGUAUUUUGCUCGAUUCAGCCUAAUUGAAGAAAUCUAAAGUUUCGCUUCAAAAAAACGUAAACUCUUAAUUUUUCUUAGGAAAUUUUUAGUUUUUUCUUAAGGAAUCUUAAGAAAUUUUAAAAGUCUGUCUGACUAGUGAAUUUCUAGUGGCUGAUAGUUCUAAGAAAAAUAUCAAUAGAAGACUUGUCACACCAAAGUUCUAAGAAUUUAAAACUUUUAAACUCCUGCUUAAGUCAGAGCAGCAACAUUUUUUUUAUUUCCCAUGUAAAAUGUUUAAGAUCUUUAAGAUCAAGUUCUUGAAGCUUCUGCUUCCGUGUAAGUCUUAAUCUUCUGAAUUAUUCAUAAAUUUUGAUUUGUUCUUCACACCUUGAUAUUUAAUGAACUUCAACUGUUUAAAACGUUCUCUUGUAUCAAAAAUAAGGCUUAAAAAAAACUUUAAGCAAAAAAAAUUAAGUUUCUGCUCAAUUCUUAAAUUCCUGAGCUAUAAUUUAGCCGCCCCAAUUGCCUAAUUUGCUGUUCCAAGACAGCAUCGCUAGACAUCGUUAAAAUAUAGUUAGAUUGAUGAUUUUUCCGAAGACUACUUCUCUUAUCAAUAAUUUUGAGCGCCAUCUAUCUUGAUAAACGCUCAUUACUCAAAUACAUUACUAUUUUACUUUUAAAACAAUGAUGAUUUGAUACCUUGAGGUAUACAUUUAAGCACAUUUUUAUAACUACACCAUACUGAUUAUAUAAUUAAAUUAAUUUUAAAAUGAAACAUGAUAUAAUUUUCUACUGCUGAUUAAACAAAUAUCCAUCAAAGUUGUGGAAAAGUUAUUUUAUUUUAUAUUUACUUAUUGGCAAAAUAAAAUUCUGGUUUAUGUGAGAUUUUUCUCGUGAUCCACACGAUCAUAUUCUUGUAUGUACCACAAAAUCGGAUGCUUCAAAAACUUGCACGGAAAGAAACAAAAAAAUAGAGACACAAACACGAAAAAGAAAAAUUCCAAAUGCAAACAUUUAAACAGAAGUGAAGAAGAGGAAAAAAAAUAGUGAUUGUUGGAUUUGUGUGAAUUGUAAUUUCCGAGGAAGAUGAACAAUAAGAAAAAAAAAGAAGCACCUGUA
Lutzomyia longipalpis is the source of this 3796-nucleotide messenger RNA. It is a transcript of the gene Ccn, whose product is annotated as CCN family member 2. Bases 200 to 1165 code for a protein of 321 amino acids. The transcript is spliced from 9 exons. The record is from RefSeq and is a predicted model, not a curated record. Gene Ontology annotation, molecular function: heparin binding; integrin binding. Gene Ontology annotation, cellular component: extracellular matrix. Gene Ontology annotation, biological process: signal transduction; cell adhesion. Lineage: Eukaryota; Metazoa; Arthropoda; Insecta; Diptera; Psychodidae.